UUCCAAGGACACAAAGAACUUGCCAGCCUCACAGACUGCCUGCUCAUCAUGUCUUCCAUUCUUGAGAAGAUGAAGAAAUUUGGCAGUACUGACAUGGAGGAACCUGAAGCGACAGAUGAACACACGGAUGGGGAGGACUCCAUGCUGGAGGCACCUGACAGCCUCCAGGGAGCACUCAGCACCAAGGUGCAGCCACCCAAAAGCAACAUCUUUGCAAGACGUGGGCGGUUUGUGAUGGGGGACAGUGACAAGGACAUGGCUCCCAUGGACUCCUUUUACCAGAUGGAUCAUCUGGUGGCACCUUCUGUCAUUAGAUUUCAUGCCAAUUUGGAGAGGGGGAAACUUCACAAGCUCCUAUCUACAGAUUCCAUCACAGGCUGCUCAGAAAAAGCCUUCAAAUUUUAUGACCGCAGAAGGAUCUUUGAUGCUGUAGCCCAAGGCAACACAAAGGACCUGGAUGAUUUGCUACUCUACCUUAACAGAACCUUGAAGCAUCUCACAGAUGAUGAGUUCAAAGAUCCAGAAACUGGGAAAACCUGCUUACUGAAAGCUAUGCUGAAUCUGCAUGAUGGGAAAAACGAUACCAUUCCUCUGCUGCUGGAUAUUGCAAGGAAAACUGGAACCCUGAAAGAGUUUGUUAAUGCAGAAUAUACUGACACCUACUACAAGGGCCAGACUGCACUUCACAUCGCCAUUGAGAGAAGGAACAUGUACCUGGUGAAGCUCUUGGUCCAGAAUGGAGCAGAUGUUCAUGCAAGAGCCUGUGGGGAGUUCUUCAGGAAAAUCAAAGGAAAACCUGGCUUUUAUUUUGGGGAGCUGCCUUUGUCCCUGGCUGCCUGCACCAAUCAGCUCUGCAUUGUGAAAUUCCUCCUGGAGAACCCCUACCAGGCAGCCAGCAUUGCUGCUGAGGACUCCAUGGGCAACAUGGUGCUGCACACACUGGUGGAGAUUGCAGAUAAUACCAAGGAUAAUACCAAGUUUGUUACCAAGAUGUACAAUAACAUAUUGAUCCUUGGGGCUAAAAUUAACCCAAUGCUGAAGCUAGAAGAACUCACCAACAAGAAAGGGCUGACUCCAUUAACUCUGGCAGCCAAAACAGGGAAGAUAGGGAUUUUCGCUUACAUCCUCAGACGAGAGAUCAAAGAUCCUGAGUGCAGACACUUGUCUAGGAAGUUCACUGAAUGGGCCUAUGGACCUGUCCACUCUUCUCUGUAUGACCUCUCCUGUAUAGACACGUGUGAGAAAAAUUCCGUGCUUGAGAUUAUUGCCUACAGCAGUGAAACCCCAAACCGUCAUGAGAUGCUGCUGGUGGAACCCCUUAACAGGCUGCUGCAAGACAAGUGGGACCGGUUUGUCAAACACUUGUUUUACUUCAACUUCUUCGUCUAUGCCAUGCAUAUCAUCAUCCUCACUGUAGCUGCUUACUACAGACCUGUAGAGAAGAAGGAAAAGCCUCCCUUCACAUUUGGUCACAGCACUGGGGAGUAUUUUCGGGCAACUGGAGAGAUCCUGAGUGUACUGGGAGGUCUCUAUUUCUUUUUCAGAGGGAUACAGUAUUUUGUGCAGAGGCGCCCAUCGUUCAAGACGCUGAUAGUGGACAGCUACAGUGAGGUUCUUUUCUUUGUUCACUCCUUACUCCUCCUGAGCUCUGUGGUGCUGUACUUCUGUGGCCAGGAACUGUAUGUGGCUUCCAUGGUCUUCUCCUUGGCACUGGGCUGGGCUAACAUGCUGUACUACACCCGUGGCUUCCAGCAGAUGGGCAUUUACUCUGUCAUGAUUGCUAAGAUGAUCCUUAGAGAUUUAUGUCGCUUCAUGUUUGUCUAUCUAGUAUUCCUCUUGGGAUUUUCUACAGCUGUGGUGACUUUAAUUGAAGAGGACAACGAGGGGCAAGACACAAACAGCUCGGAAUAUGCCCGGUGCUGCCACGUGAAGCGAAGCCGCACGUCCUACAACAGCCUCUAUUACACCUGCUUGGAGCUUUUCAAGUUCACAAUCGGCAUGGGGGACCUGGAGUUCACAGAGAACUAUAAGUUCAAGUCUGUGUUUGUCAGCCUUUUGGUUCUUUAUGUCAUCCUUACCUACAUCCUCCUGCUCAACAUGCUUAUUGCACUGAUGGGGGAAACUGUGAGCAAAAUUGCACAGGAGAGCAAGAGCAUCUGGAAACUCCAGAGAGCUGUCACAAUCCUGGACAUUGAGAACAGCUACCUGAACUGCUUCAGGCGCUCCUUCCGCUCUGGGAAGCAAGUCUUGGUGGGGCUCACACCUGACGGCCAGGAUGAUUACAGAUGGUGUUUUAGGGUUGAUGAAGUGAACUGGUCCAUGUGGAAUACUCAUCUGGGCAUAAUCAAUGAAGACCCUGGGUACUCGGGGGACCUCAGGAGAAAUCCCAGCUACACUAUUAAGCGUGGUAGAGUUUCAGGGAAAAACUGGAAAACAUUGGUUCCACUUUUAAGAGAUGGAAGCAGGAGAGAAGAGAUUCAAAAGGUACCAGAAGAAGUAAAAUUAAAACCUAUUUUGGAACCCUAUUAUGAGCCAGAAGAAUCUGAGACGUUGAAGGAAUCACUUCCAAAGUCAGUCUAAUCUUACUUCUGAGCAGCAGCUUAAUUCUAGUUGCCUGUGUUGGUCCUCACAAGUGGGACAAUUUGAUCACUUGAUUGACAGGAACAGGGAUAUUUUGGAGAAAGGUCAGAGGAAUGAGGAAAUGCCAUGUGCAAAGAGUCAUUAAGUAUGCUAAAUAAAUUAUUUGUUGUUUUAA
Pogoniulus pusillus (Red-fronted tinkerbird) is the source of this 2755-nucleotide messenger RNA. It is a transcript of the gene TRPV1, whose product is annotated as transient receptor potential cation channel subfamily V member 1. Lineage: Eukaryota; Metazoa; Chordata; Aves; Piciformes; Lybiidae. Gene Ontology annotation, cellular component: plasma membrane. Gene Ontology annotation, molecular function: protein binding; calcium channel activity. The record is from RefSeq and is a predicted model, not a curated record. Gene Ontology annotation, biological process: calcium ion import across plasma membrane. The transcript has 16 exons. The coding region runs from base 49 to 2580 and encodes 843 amino acids.